AUGAGAUGGGCCGCUAGGCCUUGCGAGUACCGGAUUUCUGGGAAACCAGGUUUUCAGAGCCAGAAACUUUUUGUGUCAAAACAUUUUUCUGAUCUGACUCUAUUGUAGAGCACAUCCAGAAACCUAUAAAAAACUAGUUUUCAGAAUUUUGGAAUCUUCCACAGCCUGCCAGACGGACUUUUCUUCUCUUUUCCGUGCGCUGAGGUUUUUUUAGGGAGCAAAAACACUUCAGAAAACCCCAAAACUAGUUUUUUUAUAGGUUUCUCGAUGUGCUCUACAAUAGAGUCAGAUCAGAAAAAAGUUUUAGAACAAAACGUUUCUGGCUCUGGAAACCUGGUUUCCCAGAAAUCCGGUACUCUCAAGGCCUAGUGGCCCAUCUCAUGCCGAUAUUCGGAUUCAGCACCAUUUUUUACCUAUACUUCACUAGAUUUCAUUAAAAAAACGAUUCAUCGGUUACAUAUGUUCCCUCGUUUGGUACAUCCAUGUUAUAUUUGGACUUACGUGGUGUUGCUUUGCCGCGUAGAUACAUGAUGUCCCUUGGAAGGAACAUUCGGGUGUAACGAUAUGGAUUUUGUAUUUUUUUCAUUAUUAUUCCGAACUUCCUUUUUACCCUGGUGUGUUACUAUAAGUUUCUUUUCAAUUCUUUACUCACUGGAAAAAAUUUUGAUAGAAACAAACGCAUUUUUCUUUAAUUUUUCCAAAAACGUCGUGUCCGAACGCGUUUUUCGAAUCAAGAUGGCCCCAAGAGCGCUUCUAAACGAGCUUCUUUUUAUCUCAAGGAAGAAAAGUGUGUUCGGACGUAUCUUGUUUUUUAAAAACUGAAGAUAGUUUAGACGCUUUCCAAUUUUAUUCGGUAUUUAAAACGCACUUAGAUGGAAUUUUUAUAUUGAUCAGAGAAAAGACCUUCACAUUUGUCGGCGACGGCACUGUAGUGUUGGUUACAUCUUUUUUUCUUCAUUCGUCCAUCUUCAGAUAUGUAGCGAGUGAUCACAGAAUGACCCACGCUAACAAGAUGUUAAGAUAAAAAAAUUCACUUUCCAUGUCGUUACACCCGAAUGUCCCUUCCAAGGGACAGUGAAUCCACAGCGCUUUUACGAAAAGAAGAAUGCUACAAAAAUGUCUGCUUUGAUUUCAUUAUAAAGUACAUCCAUAUAACCCAAAACUACCAACUACAAAAUUAGAAAAUGAUUUAGUGGCUAUAAGUAUAGAAAAUAUCUAAAACCAAAAAUACAGUUUUGAACUUCAUUCAAUUUUAAAAUUCAAAAAUAUCGGAGUAAAAUGGAAAUCUUUUUUUCUUAUUUCAAUCAACAGUUAGGCUACUCUAUUGUCCUACAUUAGUAAUAAUCUAGCUUAUGGCCUGAUGAUCCGUUCUUUGUAUAAAUCUAUUACAUCAAUGUCCCUUGGCAGGGACCGCCGGGGUGUAAAGGGUUAAAGGAAAAAUGACAAUGUUAUGGGGGAAGAUUAAGGUCAUCAUUAGAAAGAGCUCGAAAAACUAUAUCGGAUUCUGUUGUGUUUGAUUCAAAGUGAAUCAAGCACCCAGCAACUAUUUUUUCGAAUAAAAACCUUGAACUAUUCAUUCAUGCAUAUAAACGGGCUUAUGUUUUUUAUAAGUGAAUCACAACUUGCUGUAUCAUUUAAAACGUAUAACAGUCAUGAAGCUAGUAUUGGUGAAGAUGCCAAAAGAACGUCAUCAUUUCAGUCGUUGCGGUAUUUAUACUCACAUUGUCUGGCACAGCAACACCCCUUUCAAACUAGUUAGAUUUGAUGAAAAAUAUGUUACUGUGAAAGUAAAAAGUUACAUUAACCAACAAAACAUUUUUAACCGUAAUUGUUCAAGCUUAUGUCACCUAUGUAUAAAUCAAAUACAAGAUAUAAUCAAUGAAUUAUUACUACCAUCACCUCCAAAACAUUCAGAUUUUUGAUAUCCUGAUCGAGAUAUGCGGGAAGCCGUCAAAAUUCACAUCGGUGAAUUUAUUGAAAAGAAAAUUGAGAACAGUAUUAUUCAAUAUGCCUGAAAGAAAGAAUGUAGAACUAUCAUAUAACAGAAAGAACAUGCAUGUAUAUAUUCUUUUCUGUACUAUAUUUGACUUGAUGUUUUAUUUCUUUCUAUGCACACUAUAGAGAGAGAGAUAAAGCAAGAAAUGGAGAAAACAAAUUUUAUCGUUUUAUCCAAAAGAAAGAUUCUCUUCACUAUCAAUUUUUCACUAUCUUGACGAAGAAUUUCGACUUUUUCGCUUCUGAUUUAGAAAAAAUGAACUUUCUAAGCAAUGUUUUAAGGUUAAAAGCACUUGUCUAAUCUGUCAUACCAAACAGUCGAAGAAAUGUUUGUUAUUUACUAUUCAAUCUAUCUGCUUUUUUAAGGAUCUUAUUACGAAGUCUUAUUUUGAUCAGAAACGUUUGCUCUACAAAGCUGUGUUUUCAAGCUGUGGGGGGGG
This is a messenger RNA of Didymodactylos carnosus, 2435 nucleotides long. The record is from the annotation of a GenBank genome assembly. NCBI's taxonomy places the organism in Eukaryota, Metazoa, Rotifera, Eurotatoria, Philodinida, Philodinidae.